Molecule: messenger RNA, 2042 nt
Organism: Cucurbita moschata (crookneck pumpkin)
Lineage: Eukaryota; Viridiplantae; Streptophyta; Magnoliopsida; Cucurbitales; Cucurbitaceae
Product: bifunctional 3-dehydroquinate dehydratase/shikimate dehydrogenase, chloroplastic-like
Exons: 15
Coding region: 1-1821 (606 amino acids)
Biological process (GO): shikimate metabolic process; chorismate biosynthetic process
Molecular function (GO): NADP binding; 3-dehydroquinate dehydratase activity; shikimate 3-dehydrogenase (NADP+) activity
Source: RefSeq, a predicted model, not a curated record
AUGGACGGAAAGGAAACGAACAGAAAUUCAUCACAACUCGAUUCAUCCACUGCCCUCUCGGACUUGGGAAGCGAAAAAAUAAGGAGAAACUCAUCACUAGUAUGUGUCCCCAUAAUGGCUGAUUCACCUCAUUUGAUGAUUGCUGAUACACACAGGGCAAACAUUAGUGGUGCUGAUCUUUAUAAUAGUUCAUGUAGCUCUAGGCUUUUAAUUGUUGAACUCAGAAAUUUAGUUCUCGAUUUCUCUAAACUUUCACUUGGUGGUGCUUUUCGAAUCAAAAUCUCGGAGGCAUCUGUGAAAUAUGAAGUUCCACUGAUAAAAUCUGUUUCCUCUUUGGACAAUAUGGAUGGUAGUAAAGGACUUAUCCAUAAUUCAAAAUUGAAACUUUCGAGCAAUGUAUACUCCUUGCACAAGAUUCGAAUGGAUUCUCCUUCUGGCAUCAAAGACUCAAUUCCUGCUUGGAUCAAGUUUUCUGUACAGGCUCCAGGUGAAAUACCGGAGAUCAUGGGUGNUGGUGAUGAAAAUCAACGGCUUGAGGUACUUCGAUUAGCCAUGGAGCUGGGGGCUGAUUACGUGGAUGUGGAACUCCAGGUCGCUCGUAAGUUCAACGACUCCAUUCGUGGAAAGAAGCCAGAAAAGUUGAAAGUUAUCGUUUCCUCUCACAAUUAUCAAGAAACUCCAUCUUUAGAUGAUCUUAGUAAGCUUGUUGCAAGAAUUCAAGAAAGUGGAGCUGAUAUUGUGAAGAUUGCAACGACUGCCUUGGAUAUCACCGACGUGUCACGCAUUAUUCACAUAAUUGUGCAUUCACAAGUUCCAGUAAUAGGGCUUGUAAUGGGAGAAAGAGGCUUGAUUUCACGGAUACUCUGUGCUAAAUAUGGUGGGUAUCUUACCUUUGCUACCCUCAAGGCCGGAAUUGUUUCUGCUCCUGGACAACCCACAAUUGAAGACCUUUUAAAUUUAUACAAUUUCAGACAGAUAGGUCCUGAUACAAAAAUUUUUGGAAUCAUUGGAAAGCCAGUGGCCCACAGCAAAUCACCCAUGUUAUUCAACGAGACAUUCAAGUCGAUAGGUUUCAAUGGUGUUUAUGUACAUUUUUUGGUGGAUGACAUAGUAAACUUUCUCCAGACUUACUCGUCUUUCGACUUCGCUGGAUUCAGCUGUACAAUUCCACAUAAAGAGGCUGCAGCAAAGUUCUGUGAUUGGGUUGAUCCAGUGGCUAAGUCAAUUGGUGCUGUUAAUUGCAUUGUAAGAAGAGACGAUGGAAAAUUCGAAGGUUAUAACACGGAUUAUGUCGGUGCUAUUUCUGCUAUUGAAGAUAAACUACGAGAUCCCCACAGUAGUAGCCCUCAAUCUGGCUCACCCUUGUCUGGCAAGCUAUUUGUUGUGAUUGGUGCUGGUGGAGCAGGCAAGGCGCUUGCGUACGGUGCGAAAGAGAAAGGAGCUAAAGUUGUGAUUGCCAAUCGUACAUAUGAACGAGCAAAAGAACUUGCGGUAAGCAUCGGAGUCGAUGCAGUUACUCUUGCUGAUUUGGAUAAUUUCCAUCCAGAGACGAAUAUGAUUCUCGCGAACACAACGUCUGUAGGAAUGCAACCAAAAGUCGAUGAAACGCCGAUUCCUAAGCAUGCUCUGAAAAAUUACUCACUGGUGUUUGAUGCUGUUUACACGCCGGUGAUGACGAGACUGUUGAAGGAAGCUGAAGAAUCCGGGGCGAAGAUCGUUACUGGUGUGGAGAUGUUUGUUGGACAGGCAUAUGAACAAUACGAGAGGUUUACUGGGUUGCCAGCACCCAAGGAGCUGUUCAGGAAGAUUCUGAAAAUCUAGUCCAAAAUUUAGUAUUGUUGCUGAGCUUCUUUUCUUAGUGUUGUUAAUGAAAACUUAGUUGAAUGAGGGAGGACGUUAUUUUAUUUGUUUGAAGGAGCUAACAUGAAUGCAUUUUUAUGCUCCCACGGCUUUGCAUUUGCACUAAUAAUUGAUUAUGUUGUCAUUCUAAGGAAUUAUAACUUCAUUUGCUUCUAAUAAACUUUUGUUUGGAAUGAUGAUUA